AUGAGUUAUGAUUCAUUUCAAAAAAUGAUAAGUAGAGAAAGAAUAAUAACUAAUAAAGAAUUUACCCUUUUUGUCAUUAUGCAAAUUAUAUUUACUUUCGAUUUUCAUAAAGUUUAAAAUGAGAAAUAAGAUAUGAAGAGUUAUGGAAUAUUACUCUAAAAAUUUAUUUGUCAAUCCCAAAAAUAAAAUAAAGAUAUGUUCACAUAAUUUUAUUUAUGCAUAAAAUGA
Molecule: messenger RNA, 228 nt
Organism: Paramecium octaurelia
Lineage: Eukaryota; Ciliophora; Oligohymenophorea; Peniculida; Parameciidae
Source: the annotation of a GenBank genome assembly